UUUGAAGUAAAAGUUCAGGCUCGAUGUGAUGAAUGCAAUUUGGUGGUACAUACCAAAAUGGAGGGUUUUAUUGGCAUAUGGGAUCAUCUUGACGGAUGGUAAAUUUUCUAGGGCACGGAAGGGUUAAAUCUACGGACUGUGGCGUUUAUCUUAGGGUCGAAAACAUUGUUAUACCUGCCGCAGAACGGCUUUUACGGCUAGAAGCGGGAAGGACAGCGGUUUUGGUGCAUUCAAGAUUUUUUCAGGCUUUUCCCACGAAAGUUUGAGUUUUUAUCGGGGCACUGGUUAAUUUAUUAGUGCACAGACGUUCAUUUGUGUGUUUUUGCGGCGAGCCUUAUGCGGCGAUUUACCUUUCAUGCAGUUUUGCUUUUAUUUAUGAUGGACUGAGGUAAUCGAUUCAUUGACAAUGGCCGUGGUCCAGUGGUCGCGCAAACUCUGGCCAAAAGUUUGAGGAAUUUUGGCUAUUACUGGAUUGAAGAUUUAUUCCAUUGGAAGUGCCAUCACCUUUCAAGAUAAUUUGAGCAAUUUCUUCACCGAGGAGCGCGGAAUAGUAGAUAUUUUUCAGUGUAUUUUGGAUCUGUUGUAUGGAUCGGCGAGAAUCCGUGAUUGGUUCACGCGCGUAAGAGUCGAAAUUUAAAACUCCCUCCUUUUUACUCGUUCCACAAGCUUUGUGGCAUAAUAGUAAUAAAGUUUAAUCGAGGAACACGAUGUUUCAACCGUCGCACUUUCAAAAGAUGGCCCAGCAUUUGGGCAUUGACUCUCUGUCCUACGAAAAGGAAUACAAUGGAUUUAUGACAAAGUUGAAGAACUUUCACGAGUCUAAGGGGACGCCAUUUAGACGAUUGCCGUGGCUAGGAGGGCAAUAUUUAGACUUAUACCUCUUGUACCGUAAGGUAACUUCAGCCGGUGGCUGGGUGAAGGUUACAGAGGAGAAGAGGUGGCGAGACAUUGCUGAAGUUUUUAAUUUGCCGCCAACAUGUACGAACGCCGCUUUCGCUUUACGACAACACUACUCUCGCUAUUUGGAAAGCUUCGAGAGAAUCAACUUCUUUGGGGAAGAUGCAGAGGAUGUUCUAGCAGCUGGAAGACCCCAUACACCAGUUGGUGGAGGCACAUUCACUCAACACGUUCCUUCAGUGGCAACAUCAGAUUAUAUUUCCGUCAUUUCCACCAGCAAAGAUCCAAAAAGAAACUUUGACAAGCUUGUCCUUUCUCUUCAAUGUGGCAUGCCAAAUGAAGUGGAUUUUGCCAUUAACAUUUGUAUGCUGUUGUCAAAUGUUAGCAACUCCGUGUUCAAUCUCAGCAAGGCACCUGCAGUGGUGGAUACAUUACUUGCACAUGUUGGGGUAUUUUCUGAAGAUUCCCAUGGACUAGGAGAAUUAUAUGAACAGUGGUAUGCAAAACAGGAUAUGGAGAGAGAUUUCACAAGGUUUUGGAAGGAAGGUCUAACUGUGAAAGGGGUUGAGGACAUUCUAUGUAGUGACAGUGAUGAUAAGACUACAGACCAGGGAUCUCUUUUUCACCCUUCCAGAAAGAAAAUUGGUGCUAAGGAUGUUGAGUGCCAAAGAAUUUCUCAGGUUGGCAUGAUCUUUUACAACUUCUCCUUUGACAGUGCUAAUGCUGAUGUGCUUGCAAGCCAUCCAUUGUGCUUGAAGUUCUUAGUGCUGUGCAUUUGCAGUAAUCAUGGAUUUCUGCAAAGAAUGGCUUGGGAAACUCUUUCGAAUUUAGCAGAGAAGAUGCUAAUGGACCCAAUUGAGUCAACAAGUACACAGAUGUUUUUUCAGAUGCUGCAUUGCUUUUUAGAUCAUAAAGAUCGUUACCAUGUCAUCAAUGCCAUGGAUGUUUUGGGCAAAUUGUGUACCCUGGAAAGAAAUGAUGAGGUUAUAGAAACUGGCCUUGAACCUGAGGCUUAUCAAUCACUCAUUAAAGUUCUGAUUAUCAGUGAUGUUCAGUUGGUUCUGUCUUCUCUGGAAUCACUCUACAAUUUGUCUGGAGUAGGGCAAGUGACAUCUGAUCAUAUUGCAGAGGUUAAUCAUAGUAUUGAUAUUCUGGUGUGUUUGGUGACUUUGGAUGCAGAAUCUUUUGGACCAGAAGCCUUAUCAGAGGUGCAAAUCUUAGAAAAAAGGAUUCCAACUGCCUUGCCAGCAACACCAAAGCCACAACCAGCUACAACACCAGUUGCUCCACCACAACCAAGAGAACCAGUUCAACAACAGCAAGCCCCAUCUUCCAGUCCAUCCCCUGGUCCAGUGACCAGUCCCUCUCCUACACCAGCCCCCAUCAAGACAACAGGAACUGAAAUUGACCCAGAGACUUUUACUUUCAACUGGCUUCAGGGAACUUAUGAACAUUCACCUGGAAAUUCUGUUUCUCGCAUUGACAUAUAUGCAGACUAUCUGUCAUCUUGUAGUAGACUGGCUAGAGUAGGAAUCCUUAAUGCAACAGCAUUUAAUCGCAUCAUCAAAUUGGCUUUUCCUGAUGGCCAGCUUCGAAGGGUGCAGUCUGGGGUAAAUGUCCAAUACGUCCUAGCAGGUUUAAAACGUAGAGCUAACCCACUUCCAGUUAAAAGCCGAACAGAUUCACCAGCACCUCAGCAUGUUGCAAGCCCUCAUCUAGCAACUCAGCAGCAAGGACAGAGAAUGCCCCCUGGUCAGCAGGCCAUCAAUAGGACUCCCACCCCUCCUGUUCAGAGUCAAAUGUCCCCAGGAUGGAAUCCACCUAAACAGCAAAAUGUGACAGUUGCACAGCAAACACUCCCUUCAUCAAUGCCGAGGCAAUAUGAACAGAGGUCCACACCACAGGUUUCUGUGAGCAAUCAACCACAGAUGCUUGGAAUGGCCCAACUUCCAAGAAGACCAAGUACAUCUAGUCAGGGAGCCAUUCAAGCAACGGUAGAUCAGGGAGUAAGACAAUUUACUACACCAGCUUUGCAACAGCAAAAUCUCCAAACUGUGGCCAAUCAACGGCACAUGAUCGGAGGGCAAACGCAAAGGAGUCUUGGUCCAACUGAUAAGGCUCAAACCCUUGAGAGAGUAGCAGCUAUGCGUAGAGCAAGUGUGGAAGGAACUAGUGCUCUGCAGGCACAGAAUCCACAAGCCCUCCAGCAUCAUUCCCAGGGGAAGAUCAUGCAGAGAAUGCCCAUAUCUUCCCAAAGUCCAGGCCCAUCUAGAGGAGAUCAACAGCAAAUGGUUCACAGCAUGCCACCAACUGUGCAAGCGUCUCCAGGUCAAAAGGGCUCCAGUGGUGCUUUUCCAGCUCAAUCCAUCCCUGCUGAUGUACCUCGUAGUCCUGUUCCUCCACAGAUCCCACUAUUGAGGUCUCCACUUCCUUCAACAAGGUCUACCCAGCCACUCACAUCACAACCAACUCAGACACCAUUUUCAGCAGGCUUCAUACAAAGACCUGUUACAGCAGCAGAACCAUCCUCAUAUCGACCAACAGCCGCCUACCGGCAACAAGCUCCUGCUUUUCCUCAGCAGCAAAGUGUACGCCCUGCACCACCUGCUUACAGUGGGCGGCCUCUGUAUCACGGGUCUUACCCACCCCUUGCUCCUAAACCUGCACCGGGAGUCAAUGUUCAAUUAUCUCAAGAAAGCCAGUUGAGGAAGAAAGUUUCCUCUAAUACUGCCGUCGGCGGGAGCCAUCCCGGAACUCCACAAGUAGUGAGACCUCCCUUUCUUAGGGAAGAAGUUACAACAAGACAGAUUUUUGCUCCUCAUGAGAAUGCACCCAAUACACCACCCUCACCUGUUUUGUCCCCUUCCUCAAGGAGUGGACAGCCGUUCAGGGGUUCUCAACCAGACUUAUCGGGUGGACAUGGUGGAAGAAACGUCAGACCUGGACUAAUAAAGAACAGCAGACAACCGUUUUCUGGGAUUAGACAAGAAGGUGUCGUCCUCAUAGCACAGGAAGAGAGGGCAGCAGAUGUUGUUUCUUCAGGCCUUUUAGAGGGCGCAGCGGAACAAAAAAUUGUCGUCAUAGAAAACAAAAAUAGAACAGAUAUCAUCCCAAAUAAUUCGCUGUCUUCAGCGCACGCUAAUACUGCCCAUGAGCAUUCAAAAUUGUCAUCUGGGAACGCGUCAGUUAAUACAGGAGAUGAAAUUUGCAGAUCGAACAUUGAUGAACAUUUUGAUCAGUCAUUAGAGAGAAUGCCGUUGAAUCAGGGAGAAAAAAACUCUCUUCAGAGUAUACCCAAGUCAACUUUGUACCCUUCCAGUAAUGGUUCUUUAAAAAGAGACUUGAAUAUUCAUGCAACCUACGGAAGUAGAACUUCUGCAUCAAACGAGGAAAACCUGAAUGGCCAGCGCGAUAAUGCCAGUGAUGAGUUUGGACAAGUAAAGAGGCCAAGACUGGAUAGUAGAAUAUCCUCCCUUGAAAAUGAAUUAGAAAAUUCUUCGUCGAUACCAUCUAGAACUGGAAGUCCAACCCCUCUUGUUAAUGGUGACAUCAAGGCUGAUCCAAGGAACAAACUGAUUGAUAAACUUUUAGAUAAGGAUUUGCAUUUGCCUCUUAAUGGCGUUUGUGGAAUCGAUUCGUCCGAUAUAGACCUUCUUGCUUCCGACGGAGAGAGACUCAGUAGUAGUAAGGCGUCAUCACCAGAUCUCUUUGGAAGCGAAACAAAUUCGGAUUUUGGUAAAUAUUUAGAGGAGAGCGAUACAGAUACGGGCUUGUUUAGUGAUGUUCUGCAAGGAGAUUUAAGGAUAGAUCCGAUGGAGAAUGGUACUGAAGGCACUCACCAAACGGCAUCGAAGAUGCCAAAUUUUCCCGUGGGAACCUGUAAUGAAGGUGCAAUUGUAUCCAGCGAUAAAGGCAUUCCUGCUGGAGCUACGCAGCAACAAGGCAAGAUUCCUAUUCCUCCAACGGUGAGACCAGACCCCGUUCCUGGCCAGUAUAAUGCUACGGUCAAUCGGCUAUCACUUACAGGAAAUUCACCCUGGAAUUCUACAAACAAUGUGAAUCUUGAGUCAAAGACAGGCUUAAGCCUUUCGUCAGCGUCUGUCAAUGUACAAAAAGUUACAUUUCCACAUCAAAAUAACCAGCCGAGUUCUCAGCAAAUGGUAGUAACUCAUGAUUCUUCAUUCAUUCAGCCUUUUACGACGCCGAAAAACAUACUGCCCAGACCUCAGGGGCCAGAUAUUGUCAAUAGCAAAGCUCCAGUCUCUCAAGGAUUAGGUAUUCAACAACCCUUGAUGGCUUCAUCUUCUCAUGGAGGGCAGCAAAUGGCUGCAGAUCAAACAGCCUUACCACGUGGAAAUGUCGCUCCGAGCAGAGGAAUGCCACCCGGCUGGGCCCCAAGUGGAGUUCAACAUCAGCAACUGCCGGUAGCACCACAUGCUGCUCGCAGGGUUCAGCCUGCUGCUGCUAUUGGAUUUCAGGUAGCCUCACCAGUUGGUGCACCCCUGGUACCCCAAGGUGCUACUGUGCCUCCUGGUUCUCUGAGCUUGGGUUUAUCACCUGGUUGGCAGCCUCAGUUACAACAACAGCAAAAAUCUGUGACUGUUCACCCGGAUGUGACGACUCAAGGUGUGGCCACACCUGGGGCAGCGAUUUACGAGGCAACAUCUACGUCUCAAAGUAGACCACCAACUAGCCCCAUGCAGUUUCAGCACCCUGCCAUGCCACCAGCUGUGAAGAACGUAGUUCAAAACCCAGUUGGAUCCUUGCUAGUUACUCCGACUGCUCCUCAGGUGUUUGCACCUACCUCUCCUGCGCAUGUUAGCCAAGCCGAGUUUUCAGCACCUCAGAUGGUGUCUUUCAAACCUUUUAGAUGUCGAUGGACUACUUGCUAUAGCUCAUUUGACACCAGCAAAGAGUUAUUUGCACACGUGGUUAGUGAACAUGUCCCUCGUGACAGUCUGGUCAUGUCGUGUAUGUGGGAAGGUUGCCCAUCAGUGCGCCGCUCACGUUCGUCACUUUUAUUUCACCUUCAGCAAAAACACAGUGAAGCGUCACCCGCUCCCAACUCUCUCCCGCCCCAACCAGCUCAACAUCAGUCUCCUCCUGUGCAACCUCCUCCACAACCUCAGCGUAAUACCCAGCCUAAUCCCCAGCCUCCUCCGCCUUCCACUCCGUCCACGUCAUUUGUUCCUGCAUAUCACUUCCUAGCUCGCAUGUUGCAAUCAUUGCAGGGUGAAGAAGAAUCGCCGUUGACGAAGUCAGUACGGUUAACUGCAGCCCUUGUUCUGAGAAACGUGGCACAGUACUCAGCUUUAGCCAGGAGCUUAUUAAGACGUCACGAAAGUCGACUGUCACUUAUUGCCAUGUCCAACUCAGAAGCUGCUAAUGCUAUUGCGGCCUGUCUCUCUGAAUUGUCUCCACAUAGAAAGGGUUCGUCAGAAGACUCUGGUGUCUUUUUCUGGGCACCAAGCAGAUAAUAUAAAUUUUAUCAAAGCAGGGUAAUCAUUCCGAUGACUGCAUCUUUUGCUAUCAAAUCUGACGCUCUUUGAAGACGAAAUUACGAGAAUCUAACAAUAGAAGAAGUACACAGGCUUCUUUGGUAAUCUUAUUCCUUUGCAGAUGGCACAAGUUUUACUGUUUCUUCAGAACUUGUGAGAGCGUUUUUGUUUUUGCUAAGGUUUUACAUGCGGCCUCAAGUAUUUUUAAGACUUGCAGGCUAGAGAUAAGUAAAAAGCGUCUCUGUGCUAGGAACGUACAACGUGACGUUGAUAAAGAAAUAUUUCGUUUGUAUAGAGAGAGAACAUUAUUGGAACAGAAAUAUUCAAAGUAGCUGUUCAUACCUGAUUGAGUAAUAUAAUUAUUUGUACAGUUCUUUUAUGACAUUCGCUUCUCCGUUAUGUAAGCUCUUCUCCAAAACAAGAAACGCCAUGCAUUGAAAUCAGUGAAGAAAGCAAAUUAUUGAGCUCGGUAAUGUACUUUUUAUUCGGAAUGUUGGGUUGUUAUAAUAAUAAAUAUUGAAUUAUAAACUGAAUCUAUUUUCAUUCACCCAGUUAAAUGAUGUCCUCUUAAGAUGUAUUACUGACAGGUCUUUUUCUAUGGCAUCCUGUUAAUGAUGCUUACUCUUUUCUUUGUUAUCCAUCUAUGUCUGUAAAUAAUCAUUUUGCAUUAUUUAUACGUGAUGAUAAGUUGUACAUAGCGUACAAGUAUACUUCGUUUGGACUGCGAAGACACCGGUAAGCGUUGGAUUACUAUAGCUUAAAAUAUUUAUAGUACUGGAAUCCACUUGGUGUCGGUUUUUUCUACAUUGUUCAUGACUUUGCAAUGGAAAAAAAACUUAUCGCUUUCUCUUUGAUCAAUAAAAUUUUUGUAUCACCGUA
Molecule: messenger RNA, 7274 nt
Organism: Pocillopora verrucosa
Lineage: Eukaryota; Metazoa; Cnidaria; Anthozoa; Scleractinia; Pocilloporidae
Source: RefSeq, a predicted model, not a curated record